ACCAGCACGGAGGCGGGGACGGCAUGCACCACCGAUGCCACCACCCGCACCCCGACGACAUCAAGCUGCACUUCCAGAGGGCCGGCCAGACAGGGGGCUUCCUGGAGGGGCUCUUCGGGUGCCUGAAGCCCGUGUGGAACAUCAUCGGCAAGACCUACUCCACGGAGUACAAGCUGCAGCAGCAAGACAUGUGGGAGGUUCCGUUCGAGGAGAUCUCGGAGCUGCAGUGGCUGGGCAGCGGGGCGCAGGGGGCCGUGUUCCUGGGCAAGUUCCGCUCCGAGGAGGUGGCCAUCAAGAAGGUCCGCGAGCAGAAGGAGACGGACAUCAAGCACCUGCGCAAACUCAAGCACCCCAACAUCAUCGCGUUCAAGGGGGUGUGCACCCAAGCCCCGUGCUACUGCAUCAUCAUGGAGUACUGUGCCCAGGGGCAGCUGUACGAGGUGCUGCGGGCGGGACGCAAGGUGACCCCGCGCAUGCUGGUGGACUGGGCGACCGGCAUCGCCAGCGGCAUGAACUACCUGCAUCUGCACAAGAUCAUCCACAGAGACCUCAAAUCACCAAAUGUGUUGGUCACGCACAAUGACGCGGUGAAAAUCUCCGACUUCGGGACCUCCAAAGAGCUCAGUGACAAGAGCACCAAGAUGUCCUUUGCGGGUACGGUGGCCUGGAUGGCCCCUGAGGUGAUCCGGAACGAGCCGGUGUCGGAGAAGGUGGACAUCUGGUCGUUCGGGGUGGUUCUCUGGGAGCUGCUGACGAAUGAGAUCCCGUAUAAGGACGUGGACUCGUCGGCCAUCAUCUGGGGCGUGGGCAGCAACAGCCUGCACCUGCCCGUGCCCUCCACCUGCCCCGACGGCUUCAAGAUCCUCAUGAAGCAGACCUGGCAGGGGAAGCCCAGGAACCGGCCCUCGUUCCGCCAGAUCCUGCUGCACCUGGACAUCGCCUCUGCCGACAUCCUGGGAGCCCCUCAGGAGACCUACUUCAAGUCUCAGGCGGAAUGGCGAGAGGAAGUGAAGAAGCACUUUGAGAAGAUCAAGAGCGAGGGCACCUGCAUCCACCGCCUGGACGAGGAGCUCAUCCGCCGCAGGAGAGACGAGCUCAGGCAUGCUCUGGACAUCCGAGAGCAUUAUGAGCGGAAGCUGGAGAGGGCCAAUAACCUCUACAUGGAGCUGAGCGCCAUCAUGCUACAGCUGGAGGUCCGCGAGAAGGAGCUCAUGAAGAGGGAGCAGGCGGUGGAGAAGAAGUACCCGGGCAGCUACAAGCGCCCGAUGGUGCGGCCCAUCGUCAGGCCCAACGCCGUCGAGAAGCUCAUCAAGAAGAAGGGCAGCGUGUCGCACAAGCCCGGCGCCCAGACGCCCAAGAGGCCUCCAGACCUGCUCCGGGCGGAUGGCAUCCCCAGUGUGGACCCCCUCCCCUCCCCAUCGCCCCUCUCCGGCAGCCCCAAGGUCUCCACGCCGCCCGGCAAGGCCCGCUACCGCAGCAAGCCGCGCCACCGGCGGGCCAACAGCAAGGGCAGCCACAACGACUUCCCCGGGGUCCUAAAGAGCAGCAGCACGGGGCUCAGCGGCGCGGCCAGCAGCGAGGAGCAGCAGCUCCUCCAGCAGCAGCAGACGCAGCAGCAGCAGCAGCAGCAGCAGCAGCAGCAGACGCCUCAGCUCUACCACCACCACCACCACCUCCAGCAGCCCCAGCAGCCGCACCUCCUCCUGCACCACCUCCCGACGCUGCCAGCAGAGGGCGCCCUGCUGCCGCAGAAGCGGCGGGAGAACGCGGUGGCCACCUGUGCCAACAACCUGCGCUACUUCGGCCCGGCGGCCGCGCUGCGCAGCCCGCAGACGGACCACUUCCAGCGCCUCGUGUCCGGCUCCAACCCCGACCUCAUCCCCACCGCCGGCACCGCUGACGACGCCGACUCCCGCCGCGCGGCCGGUAACCUCGGCGACGGUGUUCCGGACGCGGCGGCAGUGGCGGUGGCGAGCGGAGAGGACGGCACCGGCGGCGCUCCGAUGCCGUCCGCCGUCAUGGGCCUGGCCGUGUCCAACUCCUCCCUGAGCUCGGGGCCCGGCCCGCUGUGCCCCUGCUGCCAGGCGCACCCGUACCCGGACUGCCCGCACUGCCAGGAGGAGAACGUGCCGCCCAUGCCCGCCGCCAGCCACCCCGAGAUGCCCCACUACUCGCUGCUCAGCACCUGCGAGGGCAAGCCCCAGCCCGCCGCGCCCCGUCUCGGGGAGCCCGUGUCCGACGCGGAGAACCAGGGCCGGCAGGGGGACAGGGAGAGGGCAGAGCAGGGCGCCCCACGGAGCAGCCUCCCCCCUGGGGUCGUUCGCAUGCUCCGGCCCCUCAGGAAGACUGGGGAUGACUCAUCAGAAGAGGAGGAAGGGGAGGUGGACAGUGAGGUGGAGUUUCCACGGAGACAGAGGCCCCACCGCCACAUGAGCAGUUUCCAGUCGUACUCGACGUUCAGCUCGGAGAACCUGUCGGUGUCGGACGGCGAGGAGGGCAACACGAGCGACCGCUCCAACAGCGGGCCGCUGGAGCGGCUGAGCGGCAGCCAGGAGGAGCAGCUGGACGAGCUGCUGGCGCACACGCCCGAGAUCCCCAUCGACAUCUCCACGCAGUCCGACGGCCUCUCCGACAAGGAGUGCGCCGUGCGCCGCGUCAAGACCCAGAUCUCCCUGGGCAAGCUGUGCUCCGACGAACACAGCUACGAGAACCCGUUGCACUUUGGGGACUCCGACACCGACUCCGAUGCCGAGUGUUCCGACGCCACGAUCCGCAACCCCAAACCCUGCGCCCCCUCUUCCUGGUGAGGACCGGACCAACCUCGCAAACCCCGCCUCUGCACCGAGGGAAACCAUGGCAAUAACCAACCAGAUCGGCUGUAUGCAGCCACACCCUCAGCCGCCCACCCCCCCACCCCCCACUUCCCAAACUCGCUGACAACCCCUCCCCCUCCCACCUGCCCUCAAUACCCAGUCACCUUGGCAACCUAAAGCAGGGAUUCCUUCGAAUGACACUGUAGCAAAAUAUAUAGCAUUCAAAAUUUUUAUUUUUGUUUGAGGUCUCGAGGAAGUGAAAACAAAAUCAGGAACUCUGUAUAGAUGAAAUCAAAAUCGAACAAAGAAAAAAAAAACAAACAAACAAAAAAAAAGAACUUUGCAAUGUAGAUGAUGUGUGGAUGGAGCAAAUUUGCUAGAGCGGCCAGAUUUGGGACACUAGUGUUCGUGACCCGAGAGAGACGGGGCAUUUGUGUAGAAUAUGAAGCAAGCGUGUGUCUGUGUGUGCGCGUAUGUAUGUAUGCGUGUACUGUAUGAGAAUGUGUAUGUCUGUGUUGAGUCUUUGAGUUCUUGGGCAUAGCAGUAGAUCAGUGUAGUUGAAGACCAUUCCAUGAUGGGGGACCAGCUGUAGACUGUCCUUUCUGAAGGGACGGACCUGAUAAGCGUUCCUCCACCCUUGCCCCGCCCGUCCACACCUCCACCUCCACCCUUGCCCCGCCCGUCCACCUCCACCUAAUCUAGCCAGCCUCCUCUCUCUGGCUACGCAGAGCUACCUGUUUAAUCUUUAGGUUUACAGAAUCAACCCCCCCCCCCCCCCCUCCCCGAUACACACACACACAGGCAUAUAGCCCCCCCCAUCUAUCCCCUCCCCAGCCCUGUCUAUCGCCUCAGCAGGGGGAAUCAGGGAUGGUGUACCCCAAGUUUUUAAACACCAGCAUGAGACGUCCAUCCUCCUGUCUGUCCAUUCCCUCUCAUUCUCUCUCUCUCUCUCUCUCUCUCUCUCUCUCUCUCUCUCUUUCUCUCUCUCUUGCUCUUUCUUUCUCUCUCUCCGCCAACGUGCUUUUGUUCGAAUGGAUCUCUUCUCCCUCAAACCCAUCCGACCAUAGAAGCCCUCUCUCUCUCUUGCAUGGCCCCCUGCAAGCGUUCCACUAGUCACCGGGUUCGUCAUCACCGUUGUCGUGGACACCAGGACGAUGGAAUUCGGAGGCGUCCGCCCGCCCCCCCCCGCCCCGCCCCACUCCGCCGCCUCAGACAGGAUCAGGAAGUGGGCCGAUCACACAGGAAGCUGUUUGGAGGCAGUUGGAGGCCUGUUUGACAUCAGAAAUAAACACACACACACACACACACACAUACACACACACACACACACAUACACACACACACACACACACACACACGACUAUGCGCUGCUCUUGUCCUUCGCAUUGUUCCUUCAUCUCAGGAGUGUUGGAAACAGAAGAGGACCGAGAGACUUAAUGGACGAGCACCAGUAAGAACAAACGGAACCCGUUAAGGACUCCUCAUGUAAACCAGGUUCUAGUCUUCUGGGCAGACCUGUGUCUCUGCUCAUCUGUCUGGUUUAACACGGUUGACUUUUUUUUUUCUCCUUAUGUUUUCCUGAUCAUUCACCUGCCCAUAAAUAGUUGAGUUUAUGCAGUGUUGGUUUUUGCGGUGGAUUUGCAGUAUCCCUUUUAAGGAGUUCGCUCAGGCAUAAAAGUCUGUCUUUUUUUCCGUUGUUGUCGUUGUUGUUGUUGUUGUUGUUGUUGUUAUUGUUGAUCUUGCCGUUCCUGUUGAUGUUAUUGUUUUUGUUUAUGCACUUGUUUCUUUGUCUGUUUGCGUCGUUGGUGCUGAAUGAGCGUAUAAAUGAAUGUUUACAGAAAGGUUUAAAAAAAAAAGAAGAAAAAAAAACACACACACUAAAGAAGCACAGGCUCGGCUCCCUGCCCGCCCACUGUGGUCAGAGGCUUGGACCAGGAACGAACCAGCAAUAAUGUCGGUUUCCGCUCAGGCUGAAAAUAGGUUUGACCCGCUCAGGAGUGUCCAGCAGGCUGGACAGACAGACGCUCGGACAAGUCGGAGGUGCGGUUUAGUGAAAAGCAGCUUUCGAGAUCCUUUAUAUUUUUUAACUGAGAAUUCCAGAAUCUGAUGCUCAGGUAUUGAUUUGACCACAGUGUUCAGCGUAAUAGCAAUGAGUGACCACUAGGUGGCUGCAGACUUCUUGAUAUACAUAUAUAUUUUUACCCCCACAAUCCUUGCUGACAAGGAGAGAUGGUAUUUAAUUUUGCAUUGAGCCCAGUAAGGCUAAACUGACUUACUACUUAGUGAACUGUGUCAUACUUGUACUGCUGUCACAAAUUUGUAUGUUUUGUUUUUUCUAUCCAAGUGAAGGGAUACUGCAUCUUCCCCCAUAAACUUUAACUGCUAUCUAGCCUAUCCAUUUUAAUUAUUGUCUUUCAUUUUAUGGUGUAUGUAUUGAAGGUGUCAUUAGAUUGGCCAGUUGUUAAAAAUUAACUAGAUAAAAGUGAUAUCUUGUUCUUGUUUGUGAAGAGAUGUUGGCAAACGUGGCAUAGCUUAAGCUGUGAAAUGAAAUGCUUCAGCCCGUUUCGUAUGGUUUUCACGCUUUUGGACAGUUGCCGACAACGAGUUCCAGGUUUCCAGGCAACCAGAGUGCCAGAGGAAGAAGCAACCACCAGGAGAAGAGCAGUGCAGAACCAGUAUUGUUUCUGGACUUCUCAUCAUCUUGUCGUUACGUCUAAUGUCUUGAUAUCGGUCAAGCCGCCUGCCUGUUGUACAGCCACUUCACUAUAAAGGGGUGCAUUUCCCAAAUCCAUAGUUGCUAACUUGCUAACCUGUUAGCAACUCAGUCGGUUGGCAAUGGGAGAUUGCAUUGCAACCAACUUAGCAGCUAUGGUUUUUGAAAACAUGCCUCAGAUCAGCAGUGUCAGAACUGAGUUUUAGGGUCAAGUAGACCAAAUGCCAGUCAACUCAAAAGACAAGAUCAUUAAUUAUUAUGAUGUGUGGGGGAUUUGUUUUUCAUGAAACGGGCCCAUUGUGUUGAAUCAAACUUUUUCAUUUUGUUUACGUGUGAUCCACUUAAUAUUACACUAUUCUGAUCACCAGAAAUCAAAACUGUGGUGUUACG
Molecule: messenger RNA, 5916 nt
Organism: Sardina pilchardus (European sardine)
Lineage: Eukaryota; Metazoa; Chordata; Actinopteri; Clupeiformes; Clupeidae
Gene: map3k13
Product: mitogen-activated protein kinase kinase kinase 13
Exons: 13
Coding region: 24-2807 (927 amino acids)
Biological process (GO): signal transduction; protein autophosphorylation
Cellular component (GO): cytoplasm
Molecular function (GO): MAP kinase kinase kinase activity; ATP binding
Source: RefSeq, a predicted model, not a curated record